Laccaria bicolor S238N-H82 is the source of this 594-nucleotide messenger RNA. RefSeq lists its product as uncharacterized. The record is from RefSeq and is a predicted model, not a curated record. The annotation marks the transcript as partial. The transcript has 6 exons. Lineage: Eukaryota; Fungi; Basidiomycota; Agaricomycetes; Agaricales; Hydnangiaceae. Gene Ontology annotation, biological process: tRNA splicing, via endonucleolytic cleavage and ligation. Gene Ontology annotation, molecular function: tRNA 2'-phosphotransferase activity.
GAAGUCCGGGUAUCAAAGACACUAUCGUACCUCCUCCGCCAUGGCGCACAGGGCGAAGGACUGCCGAUGCGGAAGGAUGGGUAUGUAAAGGUCGCGGAUCUGCUGCAAAACCCGAAAUUGAAAACUCAAGGCUUGGAUUUAGACAAGAUACGUGAUAUUGUGGGGAAGGAUUCAAAGCAGCGAUAUGAUCUGAUAUCGGAUUCAACGGAUCCCAACGUAUGGUGGAUACGAGCUCGUCAAGGACAUUCUCUCAAGACAGUCGAGUUAGACCUCAAACCAAUCUUAUCAGCCACUGAUAUAUCUACGGGUGUAGCCGUACACGGGACGACGUUGGCCGCUUGGGAAUCUAUCUCCAAACAAGGUCUCUCAAAAAUGAAACGAAACCACAUCCACCUCGCACAAGGUUUGCCAGGGCAUAACGGCGUAAUAAGCGGAAUGAGAUCCUCCUCCCAAAUAUUCAUCUACAUAAACAUCCAAGCCGCCCUCUCCUCCGGCAUCCAAUUCUUCUUCUCCGAUAACGGCGUCGUACUCACAGCAGGCGACGAUAAAGGCUUCCUGAAACCCGAGUUUUUCUUAAGAGUGGAAAAUGCGAAG